AUAAACGUUACUCGUAGUCACUGGUUUAGAACUGGUACUGUGUUCCGCUAUAUAUUUAAUUAACAGAUGCUCGCAAAUCAUUAAGUUAGUCUACAUAAAUAUCGCUAAAUUAACACAUACAUAUGUACAUAGAUACUUAUAUUCAUACAUGCAUAUGCAUGUGAGUUGAGUGCAUGCCGCGAUUGUCGCUUUGUGAACAAGCGUUCAGUGAUCUUGAAAAUACAAAUCUAUAUGUAAAAUAUACAUACAAAAUAUAUACUAUAUUUUGAAACGAACGCUGUGUAAACAAAUCUACAAACUUACAUGUUUAGUAGAGUUAUCUACGAAAACAGCUAAAAAAUUUAGCUUCACAAGCAGAAAUAAAAAUAAUAUAAAUACAUUUUAAACAAGCUACGAUUAAUCCGUAGUCCGGUUUUCGUGUUGGAUAAAUUUGAAAAAAAAAUCAUUAAUUUGCUUGAACUGAUCAUAUUAUUUUGUAGAAAACAACAAGUGCAAAAUUUACACGCGCUUUAAACAACACUCAUCAAACUUUCAAAUACUCGUGCGACAGUAUUAAUACUGUCUGACAAAUAACGUCACUAUGCUAUUACGUAAAGCGUUCUUCGCAUUUCUACCGCUCAACUUAUGCAUCUUAAUACACUUAACUACCAGCGAAUUUUGCACCAAAUUAGAGAAUACAAGUACGGUGCUACAGGCAAAUCGAGCACAGUUCCUCAGCAUUGCGGACGGUGCAGAGAAAUUCGGUUUGGAGCUUUUUACUUUGAUUUCCACAGAUGCGACCGAUAAUGAUUUUGUCAUUUCACCAUUUUCCGUAUGGGCGCUAUUAUUACUGCUUGUGGAGGCCGCAUCAGAGAAUACAUUGGUCGAGCUAAAUACAGCGCUGCGCAUAAAUCAGGAUCGUCAAGCGUUACGUCAAGCAUUUAAUGUGGUGCAGCAAUUUUUGUUGCACAAAACAUCGACGAUACAAGUCGAAAAUUUACAAGCAAUGUACUAUGACACCUAUGAAAAGGUCAGUCCAGACUAUAUUAGAACACUAACCACUUGUUACAAUGCAAAGGCGCAAAACUUAAAUUUCAACGAUACUAAAAUAGCGGUAAAUUUCAUUAACAACGCCAUAAAAACGGAAACCAAGGGUCUAAUAAGUGAUGCCAUCACCGCUGAUGACGUGAAAAAUGCAAGACUAUUACUAACGUCCACCCUGUAUUUUAAAGGACAAUGGCAGUUUCCUUUCAACAGAAGCGAUACACGCAGAGAGAUCUUCUACGAUAUGAAUGGCAAGCCGGUUGGUGAGGUUGAGAUGAUGUUCCAAAUGACACCAUUCAACUACACUAGAAUACAGGAUUUGCAGGCGCACGUACUCGAACUGCCAUACGGCAAUGAAAAUCGUUUGUGUAUGCUGGCUAUACUGCCAAAUAAAGGCAUCUCAGUCAAUCAAGUGGCGCAGAAUUUGCGGAAAUUUGGUGUGCGUCCAAUAUUCAAUAAAAUUGAAGAGGACGCUUUAAAUUACGGCGAACAGGAUGUUGAGGUGUAUUUGCCACGUUUGGAGACAACAUCGACAUUAUCGCUAAGAGGCACACUGGAAGCGAUGGGCAUAAAGAGUAUUUUCGAUCCGCAGACUGUAAAUUUACUCUCGCAAACCUCGUUCGUGAAGGACGUCAUACAAAGCACUAAAAUAAUUGUGAACGAAGAGGGCACCGAAGCGGCCGCAGUCGUUGCGGCAAUUUUGACUAAUAAAAUUUCGCCACCGAAAUUCUACUUUAAUCGCCCAUUCAUGUAUUUGAUUGCGGAAAAGCGCUCUAAUACAUUAUUAUUUGCCGGCCAACUGUCGACACCGAAAUUAUCGUAAACAAAAUUAAAAGUACUAUAUAAAAUUAUAGUUUA
This is a messenger RNA of Bactrocera oleae (olive fruit fly), 1881 nucleotides long. NCBI's taxonomy places the organism in Eukaryota, Metazoa, Arthropoda, Insecta, Diptera, Tephritidae. The record is from RefSeq and is a predicted model, not a curated record.